AACAUGCUGUGGAUUGAUAAAUAUAGACCAACAUCAUUGGAGCAGAUGGAUUACCAUCAAGACAUCUCCCAAAACCUUAUCAAUAUGGUUAAGGGAGGUGACUUUCCUCACUUAUUGGUAUAUGGACCAUCGGGCGCAGGCAAGAAGACAAGAGUGAUGGCAAUAUUGAAAGAGAUCUAUGGUCCAAACUGUCUAAAGAUAAAGAUUGAGCAUCGUACAUUCAAACAUCCAUCAACUAGCAAGAGUAUCCAGGUGACCACAGUCGGAUCACCCUAUCACAUCGAGGUCAACCCCGGUGAGGCUGGCAACAACGACCGUCUCGUCAUUCAAACCAUCAUCAAAGAGAUCGCUCAAUCACCUCCAAUCGAUGCUCAACAGUUUGGUAACUUUAAAGUUGUCGUAUUGAAUGAGGUUGACAGACUAUCAAAGGACGCACAACAUGCACUCAGAAGAACAAUGGAGAAGUAUGCAGCAUUCUGUAGAUUGAUCAUGUGUUGCGAUAGUACUUCAAAGGUGAUCGAUCCAAUUAGGAGUAGAUGUCUGGGCGUACGCAUCCCAGCACCAACGUCUGAGGACAUCUCUCGCGUGUUGGAACUGGUGGCCAAGAAGGAGCGAUUCGACUUGCCCAAGGACGUGUCAAAGUCGUGCGCCGAGCGAUCAAAUGGCAACCUACGUUACGCACUUCUCCUGCUAGAGUCGAUGAAGGCCAAGCAAUAUCCAUUCACAUCGAACGAGCUGCCACUAUUGGAUUGGGAGAAUGCCAUCCAGCAGGUGGCCAACGAUGCCAUCAUGGAGCAGACACCAGCCAAGCUACAACAGAUCCGUGCCAAGCUCUAUGAGCUGAUAGGUCAUUGCAUCCCAGCCGACCUCAUCAUGAAGCAUGUGACACUGAACAUCCUCGAGAAGAUUGAUACACAGAUCAAGUGUGAAGUGAUCCAAUGGGCUGCCUUUUAUGAGCAUAGGAUUCAAAUUGGAACCAAACCAAUAUUCCAUCUGGAAGCAUUCCUGGCCAAGUUCAUGUCCAUCUACAAGAAGUUCAACAAGGACAUG
Messenger RNA from Acytostelium subglobosum LB1, 1050 nucleotides. RefSeq lists its product as hypothetical. Gene Ontology annotation, biological process: DNA-templated DNA replication; DNA repair. NCBI's taxonomy places the organism in Eukaryota, Evosea, Eumycetozoa, Acytosteliales, Acytosteliaceae. The record is from RefSeq and is a predicted model, not a curated record. Gene Ontology annotation, molecular function: ATP hydrolysis activity; DNA binding; DNA clamp loader activity. The annotation marks the transcript as partial. The transcript has 3 exons. Gene Ontology annotation, cellular component: nucleus; DNA replication factor C complex.